AUGCCUACCACUGCAUCGCAUCCCUUUGUAUGCACCGAAUGCGGAAAGUGCUUCACCCGUCGGUCUGACCUUAACCGUCAUGCUCUUCUUCAUAAGCCGGAUGCUAAACGAUACUACUGCGCGUAUCCUGGGUGUUCCCAUAGCUCCCUUCAAAAGGGAAACUUGAAGACACACUAUAUCGCAAAGCAUUUACUGCAACGCCUUUUCCAAUGCAGGUUCCACGGUUGUCCCAAGUCCUAUACGGACGAGUCCGCUCUCAUAAAGCACGAGAAGAGCCAUCAUAGAUUCUUCCGCAGGGCGCAGAGGCCGCAUGAGCGGCAGAUGUUGCCAAGCGUGAGGCUUGGGCUUCACCCGUCCGUCUUUGUGAAAGAUGACUCCGAGCAACGUGUCCCAUCGCCAACCCCAUCCUUGUGCUAUUCUAUUAGUGACAACUCGUCGCCCUAUUCGCAACCCUUCUCUCCGGCUCCUGCGAUGGCUCCCGCCGUUAAUGACGGGAUGCACCUCGAUAGCGAGAAUCCUGUGGUGCCCUUAUCUACAGAUGAAUUUCUGCAUGAAAUGAUUCCGGAGUUAUUCCCGAAGCCCGUGCAGACAGGCACCUCUAGCAUCCCUUCCAUCCCUCCCAUCCCUUCCGACCCUUCCAGCAAUGUAUGGGACGCGUAUUUCGCUUACCUGCUUCAGGAGCCAUACCCGACUCACUUGAGCUAUGGCGAGGAGUUGUCGGACCCAAAUGCCUUUUCUUUGAACCUUCUUACGGGGCUUGGCUUUUGA
Molecule: messenger RNA, 768 nt
Organism: Fomitiporia mediterranea MF3/22
Lineage: Eukaryota; Fungi; Basidiomycota; Agaricomycetes; Hymenochaetales; Hymenochaetaceae
Exons: 4
Coding region: 1-768 (255 amino acids)
Biological process (GO): regulation of transcription by RNA polymerase II
Cellular component (GO): nucleus
Molecular function (GO): DNA-binding transcription factor activity, RNA polymerase II-specific; RNA polymerase II cis-regulatory region sequence-specific DNA binding
Source: RefSeq, a predicted model, not a curated record